AUGUUUAACAUCAAGAACAUUGCGGCUUUGGCUGCGGUCAUCGCUCAAAUCGGUGUUGCUAUCGCGCAAGGUGGAGCUUGGGCCCAGUGCGGUGGUAAGGGUUGGGCUGGUGCUACCACAUGUGUCAGUGGAUAUACAUUCUACUCCCAAUGUAUACCUGGUACAGCACUGCCAGCAUCGACAAAGACCACUGCCGUUGCUAUCCCGACCACGCUGUCUACUUCCAAAGUCCCAGCCGCUUCAACCACUCCCCCAGCGACCAGUCCAACUGGAGGACCACUCAGUGUAGGCUCUAGUACAGGUGGUACUGGAAGUAUCGACGCGAAAUUCCGUGCAAAGGGCAAGAAAUACUUUGGUAUCGCAACAGACCAAGGCUUGCUGACCACCGGGAGCAAUGCCGCAUUGAUCCAAGCCAACUUCGGGGCUGUCUCACCCGAGAACUCUAUGAAAUGGGAUGCAACUGAAUCCACUCAAAACAAGUUCACAUUCAGCCAGGCAGAUUACCUUGUCGACUUCGCUACCAAGAAUGGUAAGGUGAUCAGAGGACAUACUUUACUAUGGCACAGCCAACUGCCUAACUGGGUUGCUAGCAUCACAAGUGCUAGCACCUUGACAGCUGUCCUUGAGAAUCACAUCGCGAAUGUGAUGGGACGGUAUAAGGGAAAGAUUUAUGCUUGGGACGUCAUAAACGAGAUGUUCGAAGAGAACGGCAGUCUCAGAGUUGAUGUGUGGAGUAAGGUCUUGGGUGAGAGUUUCGUUUCGAUCGCGUUCAACGCCGCGAAGAAGGCGGAUCCACAGGCAAAAUUGUAUAUCAACGAUUACAAUCUUGACUCAGCUACUUACGCCAAAGUCACUACCGGAAUGGUCGCACACGUCAAGAAAUGGCUCGCAGCUGGCAUUCCCAUUGAUGGUAUCGGUUCCCAAGCUCAUCUUCAAGCUGGCCAAGGUGCGGCAGCACAAGGUGCUCUCCAGGCCCUUGCGGCAUCAGGAGUCUCAGAAGUUGCAGUCACUGAACUCGAUAUCGUCAAUGCUGGAAGCAGCGACUACGUCUCUGUCGUCAAUGGAUGUUUGAACACUCCAAAAUGUAUAGGCAUUACCGUUUGGGGAUUGAGAGAUCCAGACAGUUGGCGUGCAAGCAACAACCCAUUGUUGUUCGACGCAAGCUAUAACAAGAAGGCCGCCUACAAUGCUAUCAUUGCAGCUUUGUAA
This is a messenger RNA of Glarea lozoyensis ATCC 20868, 1209 nucleotides long. Its product is annotated as (Trans)glycosidase. Gene Ontology annotation, cellular component: extracellular region. The record is from RefSeq and is a predicted model, not a curated record. The coding region runs from base 1 to 1209 and encodes 402 amino acids. The transcript is spliced from 7 exons. Gene Ontology annotation, molecular function: hydrolase activity, hydrolyzing O-glycosyl compounds; cellulose binding. Gene Ontology annotation, biological process: carbohydrate metabolic process. NCBI's taxonomy places the organism in Eukaryota, Fungi, Ascomycota, Leotiomycetes, Helotiales, Helotiaceae.